This is a messenger RNA of Danio rerio (zebrafish), 3969 nucleotides long. It is a transcript of the gene psmd11a, whose product is annotated as proteasome 26S subunit, non-ATPase 11a. Gene Ontology annotation, biological process: animal gross anatomical part developmental process. The record is from RefSeq and is marked validated. Gene Ontology annotation, cellular component: cytosol; nucleus. NCBI's taxonomy places the organism in Eukaryota, Metazoa, Chordata, Actinopteri, Cypriniformes, Danionidae.
UUAUGUGAAUCAGGCAAUUGGUGAAUUGGUAAGAUGGCGGCUACGGCGGUAGAGUUUCAGAGAGCACAGUCGCUGCUCAGUACGGAUCGGAACGCGUCCAUUGACAUUUUACACGCUAUCGUCAAAAGAGACGUCCAAGAUGAUGACGAAGAGGCUGUGCGUGUCAAAGAACAGAGUAUUUUGGAGCUGGGCGGACUGUUGGCCAAGACCGGACAAGCUGCUGAACUGGGAGGACUGCUGAAGUAUGUCCGGCCGUUCCUGAACUCCAUCAGCAAAGCGAAGGCUGCACGAUUGGUGCGCUCCCUGCUUGAUAUGUUCUUGGAUAUGGAGGCAGCUACCGGUCAGGAGGUGGAGCUGUGUUUGGAGUGCAUUGAAUGGGCCAAAUCAGAGAAGAGGACCUUUCUACGGCAGGCCCUGGAGGCCCGACUGGUCUCUCUUUAUUUUGACACCAAACGUUACCAAGAGGCUCUACAGCUUGGCUCUCAGCUUCUGCAAGAGCUGAAGAAGAUGGAUGAUAAAGCUCUGCUGGUGGAGCUGCAGCUGCUGGAGAGCAAGACAUAUCAUGCCCUGAGCAACUUGCCCAAGGCCAGAGCAGCUCUCACCUCCGCCAGGACCACCGCAAACGCCAUCUACUGCCCCCCAAAGCUGCAGGCUGCUCUAGACAUGCAGUCAGGAAUUAUUCAUGCUGCUGAGGAGAAGGACUGGAAGACAGCGUAUUCAUACUUUUACGAGGCGUUUGAAGGCUACGACUCUAUUGACAGUCCUCGUGCCAUCACUGCACUUAAGUACAUGCUUCUCUGCAAGAUCAUGUUGAACUCGCCAGAGGAUGUGCAGUCCCUGAUCAGCGGAAAACUUGCCCUCAGAUAUGCAGGCAGACAGACAGAAGCACUUAAAUGUGUGGCACAAGCCAGCAAGAAUAGGUCACUUGCAGAUUUUGAGAAGGCUUUAACAGAAUACAAAGCUGAGCUGCGGGACGACCCCAUCAUCAGCACUCAUCUCACCAAACUCUAUGACAAUCUGCUGGAACAAAACCUCAUUAGGGUCAUCGAGCCCUUCUCCAGAGUGCAGAUUGAACACAUUUCAGAGCUAAUAAAGCUUUCCAAGGGGGAUGUUGAAAGAAAACUCUCACAGAUGAUUUUAGACCAGAAAUUCCACGGAAUCCUUGACCAAGGGGAAGGUGUCCUGAUUGUAUUCGACGAGCCACCGGUAGACAAAACAUAUGAAGCCUCCCUCGAAACAAUUCAGAACAUGAGCAAAGUAGUGGACUCGCUCUACAACAAAGCCAAGAAGUUGACAUAGGUUGAGCAUUAGACCCUGCAGCUCAGAGCAUGGCCAGUGUGGGGGGACUCUGGGGGAAGGGGAAGGGAAAAUUAAAAAAAAAAAGGUCUAAAACCCCAAACAGACUGACUCCUGCUGUUGUCCUCUCUGGCUUACACUUGGACAUUUUUUUACCACCUUCUUCAAUGGACAAACUACUUCUAUUACUAUGGGAUCACAUUUCUUUUUUUAUUAUUUUCACUUUUUUUUUUUUUGCUGAUAAUUCAUUUCUUUGUAUCUUGGCUGUGCCUAAUGGGCCAUCAGGGAAUCUUCAAAAGAAUAAAAUAAAAACUCACCUGCAUUAUAACUCUAUUUGAAAUGUAUAUACGUAGAUCUCUGGUAGAGCAAAGCUGAUAUAAGAAUGAUUCACCUCCCUUGCAAAUCCGGGGGCUGUUGUGUUGAGUUUGCCCAUACAAGAUUCCCCAUAUUACCAAUUCAACGGUUUUAGGCCUCUCAAAAGGAAGCCCCUGGCCUCGCUCCAGGCCUACCUCUCGAACAGACAGCGUUCUUGGACUUUUUAUUGUCGAGCGGAAAGGUUUGAAUAAGCUGCUGUCAUCAGGAUGGGCUUGUGAGCUGUUGUCAUUCCUGCCCUUCCUCCUCCUCCCUCUUUGUACAUAACGUUGCCAAGCGCCUCUGUCUGGCCUGUCAUGCUGUUGCCCUUUUUUAUAACGCUAAAAAAAACAUAAUAAAGUCACCAAGAAAACAUGUUUCUGAGUGAUUUUGUAUAAUGUUUGUAAUUAAUUUUUCUUUCACAACUUAAUAUGCACAAAACUGUAAAUAACAUCUGUCAGUUUACCUGAAAAAUGUGAAUUCAGUAAUCUUUCUUCACAACCAGCUCAACAAUGAACUAGUAGGCUCUAUGCACAGCUAGAGUUUUAAAGCCAAUGAUAAACCUCCGGUGAAAGCUUAAUGUUACUAUCUUUCAAUUUCACAAGGUUGUUUUAGCAGCAUCGAUUUUUGUAAUGCAAUUACAAUACAUUUCAGCACAACAGACUUAAGCAUUCUUUUAGUUAUUUAAGCAUAAAACUAGAUGAAAGACCGUUGUAACCACUAGACCCGUCAGUAGCACGAGGCUAGCGCUAAAAAAUCCAUUGAAAAUAUUGGCAUAAAAUAAGUGGUCAUAUUUUAAAGACAUGCAGGGGGAAAUGAAAUUUAAUGCAGUGCUUCUUGUCUGAUCUGAGAUCUACUUCAUAUCGUAAAUCGUAAAAGAAGCCAUUGGGCUGCCUGGAAGCCAUUGGACUGCCUGGCUGAAAAUUAAAAGUCUGUGUGCAUAUAGCCUAUUACGGGGGUUAGGAAUGGAUUUUCUGUAGUCAAAAAACAAUUUGUUCAUUAUUUCAAUUGGAUAAUGUUCUAGUUUAGUUUAAUAUUAAGGUAAGAAUAAUUUUGAAGUCAAUACUAGUUUUAUUAGUGAAACAUUGGCAUAAAAAACUAAAUACUAACCAGAAAUUGUAAUAUGUAAUGAUCUAAUACUGUGGUUGUCAAACUUUUUCCAUCAAGUACCACCUCAGAAAAAAAUAGUCUCUCCAAGUACCACCAAAAAUGAGCAGUAUUGAAAUACAGUAGCGUAGUAUAGGCCCAGUAAAAGCAGAUACAACUCUGGCAGAUUACUUCAGAAAUAUAGGCUAUAUGGCAUAUUAUAUACAUCAUUUUUGAUAAAUUAUAAAAUGUGUGUAGCAUGUACAUGACAUUUUAUUCCUCUGCGUACCACUAGAAGGAAGCCUGCGUACCACUAGUGGUACAUGUACCACAGCUUGAGAACCACUGAUCUAUUAAUAUUGACUUUAAAAUGUAAGUGGCAUACGUAUAUAUGUAUGAUAUGAUAAAUGCAAGAUAUAAGAAAAUAAGCAAUAAGGCUAAACUAAUGAAAAUGAGUAGAAAAAAAUAUUUGGGUGGGGGUCUGCACGUUUUUCUAUAAUUUUUAAAAAAUUUAACGUGUAAUUGAUUUAAUUUGAUUGACUUAUUGCUAAUUAUUUUUUAAAAAUGUGAAUCCUAUUUAAUCAUAUUCUUAAUUUUUUGUGAUCUUUUUUUGUUUAUUCUUAAGUAUUGUGUGCUUGUUAAUAAAUAUAAAUUCUUCAAAUUAUUGUUGUAGUUUAUUGUUUAAGUGUCAUUAAUAUCACAUGAAUAUAAAUGGGUCUAAAAUAUUUGGAAAUACAUAUUCAUAUAUGAUUAUAAUAUUAAAUAUAUUUUAUUACUUUAAAAAUAUAUCAUCAUUUCAUAAAAUUUACCUAAUAAAUUAUUUUUCUUCAAAUAUUUCCGACUGGUUUUCGCAUAUUUUUAAAUUUUUAUUUAUUUAUUUAUUGCAUAACCAUCAGGAACAAACACAAAACACAAUAUAAAUUAUGGAACCUUGAAAAAAUUUAAAUAACAAUGGUAAAAAACAUUGAUAAAUAAAAAUAAAAAAUGUAAUUAAUUACACAAAGUAUAGUGUACAGCAUUUCUACAUCCAAUGAUUUUAAGAAUUGAAAGGGGAAUCAAAAAAGUGUUUUAAUAAUUGAUGCAUCUCUAAGAUUUCUUUCUUUCAACAAUUCCACAGUAGAAAUAAAGAAGUCAAACUCGAUACACAACUGUUAUUGUGGGAGAUGAUUUAGCAAAUUUCUGCUUGUGUAUGUGAAACUUUGCCAACAAAAUAAAGAGAUUAACAAUAUAUUCAAG